AAAUUUGUUUUGUUUUUGUUUAUUUUUUGUCUCAUGUAGAUAUUAUGGUUUUACUGUUCUGAAAUGUUUGUUUUGAUAUGUUUCCCUCUCAGAAAGGCUAAGUUGCUAUUUUUCAACAAAACAGAAGAUGACAUAUUAUGGAGAGACCAAAUUGUGGACCUGAGUUUGACAAAUGAGCGGUAAGGAAUAAUGAAAAUGAACUCAUAUGGCUAAGUUAGUUUCCUCUUGAUGUUAUUUUUAUUUAUUUCGCCUUUCUUUCAUAGUUAAUAUAUACAAUCACCAAUACCUGCUGUAACUGCAGUUUCGAACAGUAUUGGAAAGUGGUUCACUAAAUAAUUUCCUAUAUGUCAGUCACUGCUUUUCCCACAAACACACACUCAGCACUACUUUUGUACUUCCCUGCAGUGCCCAUCUUCCAAGGCAAAUCACUUUUGCUCAAAUAUUUGAAAUAAUGGAGUUACGAUACACAGAAUCUUGUAAGCUUUGAGUAUGAAUACAGUGAUAUGGCACUCCUGGCACCAAAACCACAAAGGUGCACUAUAGUGGUUAUGUUAAUGGUAGUGACUCUUCAGGGUUGAUUAUGGUUAAUAAAUAUUGGUUAGGGUUAGGUAAGGUGAGCUAGGAUUUGCAUUAGGUAGGAGUUGGCUAAGGUUGCACUUAGAAAAUGUUAGGAUUACAAGCAGCAUGGAAAUUGGCUGGUACGGGUUUAUUGACUAAAGUGAGAAAUGCUAUGUGGGGAUUAAAAGUGGAUUUCUAACUUUAGACUAGAACAAUAACAUUAAAAGCAUUGAAUUUUUCCAAUUUAACUGUUUUGGCAUUACAUUUGAAAUUUACUUUAAACUCAUGUUGAAUCCAUGACUGUUCUUACUUUAGUAAAUAACAUUGAGAUCAUGUUAUGCCAACAAGUAACAUUUUUGGGAAGCAAGCAAAGAAGCAUGGCAAAAUUAGGAUGUCUGUAAUUUGAUUCUAGCAAAGAAUGAAAACAUUUCAAAAAUAAAUAAGCGACGGUGUAUAUCUUAGCUAGGAGAUACGUAAAGUUGCUUAGAGGGAUAUCUCCAGAAGAAAGGGUCUAACCUUAAUUGUAUGUAGAAAGAUAACAAAUUCAAAGUAAAGAGGACCAAACGGAGAAUACUUUAAUUUAAAUAAAUUAUGUAAACUAUGUAAACUAUCAGAUAUUAUUUUGUUCUUAUGCUUCCAAGUGUUGGUGUGUGUAAGGAAACCAAGUAUAUUUAAACCUCAUUCGGUAGUUUCCUCCCGAACCGCCAGAGCCUUAGUAAUUAUAGCUCUCUGUUAGGUAGAUAAAGUAGACGAACCAUAUAGUAAUUCCAAUAGCUUCACAAGAUUCCCUUAGUGAAACACACGAAUCCCCAAACAUCAGCCAAAGUCAAGAAGAAGGGUACAAAAUGAACUAACUUUUAAUGGGUGCACACCACUUUUAUGCAAGUCCCCAUGCAAGGGGACAUCCCUCAGGGAGGGACAAACAUUAACCAAUCACGUACUGUAAAAACAUAACACACACCCACAGUUCACUCCCCUAGCUCUGGAGAUAAUUAAGUCUGAUAAAAUAAUAACUUAAUUAUCUCUAGGCAGAAAAAUCACAUUUUCCCCAAUAAUUGGGACACCCCUUUAUACUUGGAGUAUCCCCACAAAUAACAUGUCCCCUGAUAGAUCUACAAGAUACUCACAAUAGCGAAUAUAUGAGCAUCCACUGGAAAACUAAUAACCAAGAAAAUAUUUAAUGUAAAUAAAUACUAUAGAAGAUAAUAGAUGGAAAUACAUGCAAUAUAAGGAUAAAUAUAGAAGUACUAACAGAAGAUCAGACGGAAAAGAAAUAAAUGCCAAAUGGCUUGCCUCCCUUCCUAAUGUCUCCAAAAUAAUCACUAAAAUUCAUAGACUUAGAUUUUAAUAUAAUCCUUAAUAGGUCAAUGUUUGCGACUAGUAUCAGCUAUAAACAAAAAUGAUGAGAGACUUUAGGGACUUGCUUAUACCCAGUGGGGUUCAAAAUUGCUCAAAGUAAUAUGAAUAUAAUGAUAAAUUACACCACUUGUUAGUGGUAUAAAGAUAUAAAUAGCCUUAAUAGGAAAGAUUGAAUAAAUUAGAGUUGAGCAAAAUAACAGGCUAUAUGAAAAGUGAUGAUAACACACCAUUGAAAAGAUAGCUAACAGGGAUAAAUAGUAGUCAAUUCUAUAAAGGAUUAUUGAAAGAACGGCAUCCCUACAUAGCUAAAUUCUGGAUACUUAGUAAACAAAUUAAUCCAAUAGGUAGUAUCAAAAAAGCGAUAUUAGUGUAACUAAACGCUGUAUAUUAUGUAAUCCAAUAGAUAAAAUGUAUCCAAACAAGCCUUAGGUUAUAAACUCCACUUAUAUAGGGUGUAAGGCAAUAACAGAGGUAAAAGGAAAGGUGAUAGAGUGUUGGUUGCCUGCACAUUGUGAUAGAGUGCCCUGUGAAGUGAGAAAGUGAGGGGAAAGAUCCAUCAAAACCUGCCAGGGGUCGCGUAACUAGUUAGCACGGAAACCUCACCCGGCCUGGACACAGAAAGGAUUGAUAGCUCCUUCUUGAUUCUGUGGGUGGUGGUGCAUGGCCGUUCUUAGUUGGUUGAACGAUUUGUCUGGUUAAUUCCGAUAAUGAACGAGACUCCUCCAUGCUAACUAGUUAAAGUGCAGGGCUUUAACGCUGAUGACAGACCGUAAUGUACUAAAAGUACCAGCAGGGGUUAAAUCCAUAAUUUAGGAGAGGUUAUAUAGAGUGCAUCACUGAAAGCUUCACUUGCUCCUCCUGCAAGGUAUUUCAUAUUCUCUGUGUAAGAAUAUGUUAUCCCUUCCACUUCCACUUCCUUUUCAGCAUCACACAUAGAUAUUGGCGGAGUUAGGACAGCACUGAACUUUAAACCCUCUAUAACUGUUCCCACAGCUAUGCUUUUAAGCAUAGGACGCUGACUGGAUUACAGUGGACACAGGCGGCCAAGUAACGCUUAUUUAUUUAUCUCUUAGCCACCAGCCUAUUUAAGCUCAAAAAGGCACAUUAUGAGUACUGAAAACAGGCGCACCCUUGUAGACUGGUGCCUUCUCUGCCUAAUGUAAAAUCCAACUCUGUUGUCAACAGUAUUAAAAGAAGAAAGAUCCAGCAGAAUUAAUAAAGAGUACUGACCUUUAGAUUUGUCAGAAAUUGUUAUUAGUCGCUUAAGUAGGGUCAGUAUCAGUAGAGUGGAGGAAGUGGAAGCCAGAUUGAAGACAAGAAGGGAGUUAGUAUUAAAAAAGUGAUUUAGAAGUGUGAUACAGUUUAACAUUGUGUUUGGCAGAAUCUAAAAAGCUUUUAGGGGUUAAAUUAUCUCUAACUGCAACAGAAUCAAAGUUUCUAAACAUUUGCAAAUAAAUAUUCAUAUCUCUGUAUAUCAGGUUAUUCAGUCUGGGUGACAUCCUGAGGCAGGAGAUCUGUGGGAAAUGUCUGUUUGUCAGUUUCUUAAAGGAAAUACUCGUUUUCCUGGCACUAUAGUGCCCUGAGGGUGCCCUCACCCUCAGGGUCCCACUCCCGCCCGGCUCUGGAAGGGGGAAAGGGGUUAAAACGUACCUUUUUCCAGCGCUGGGCGGAGAGCUCUCCUCCUCCGAUCCUCCUCUUCUCCUCCCCGUUGGCUGAAUGCGCACGCGCGGCAAGAGCUGCGCACGCAUUCAGCCGGUCACAUAGGAAAGCAUUAUCAAUGCUUUCCUAUGGACGCUGGCGUGCUCUCACUGUGAAAAUCACAGUGAGAAGCACGCAAGCGCCUCUAGUGGCUGUCAAUGAGACAGCCACUAGAGGAUUAGGGGGAAGGCUUAACCCAUUCAUAAACAUAACAGUUUCUCUGAAACUGCUAUGUUUAUGAAAAAAUGGGUUAACCCUAGCUGGACCAGGCACCCAGACCACUUCAUUAAGCUGAAGUGGUCUGGGUGCCUAGAGUGGUCCUUUAAGAGAACAGGUCAUUAAGGAGGCCGUUGAGGACAAUUUGUAUUUGUACCUUAAUAUGUCCAUGAUCCAUAGUUAAAUAAAGGAACACUAUAAUGUCAGGAACACAAACGUGUAUUACUGACACAAUAGUGGUAAAAAUAACUAUUUAGGAUCCGGCCCCUCUCUCUUUACUUUAAAAAGAUGAUUUUACUCCCUGUGAGCAACUCUAUGAGGAGCUGCUGAUUAGCACAGCAUCUAUGAAAAGUGUAGAAACAUGCAGUGUUUAGAUUUAAAAAACCUAGAGGGAUAGGCUAUAGACACCAGAACAACUACAUUUAGCUGUAGUUCUGGUGACUACAGCUAAAUGCCAAGUAAUGCCUGGAAAGCCAUUUUUAAUAAAAAUGUGUGAGCUAGAAAGCCAAAAGAAAACUUGUGGUACAUCCAGGCGAAUGAAUACCUGUUUUGUAACUUAAAUGAACACUCUAUCAAGAAUAAAAUAACAGAGGGGGUUUGUCGAAGAUUCCACAAGACUUGGACAUCAUUCGUAGAUAAUUUCACAUUAAAUGUUAAAAGCAUGUGAGAAGGUGCUGUUAUCCAUCAGAUUAAAAUGUAAUGAAAAUAACCUCAAUAGUAACAGUGCUUGAAAUAAAGAAGUUGUUUGCUUUUUAAAAUGCACAUAUCAUAUAAGAAACAGUUUUUUUAAUAUUGUCAUGGGAUUACUAAAUGACAAAUUACCAUUACCUGAAAUGUCCUCAAACUGCUAAGCUGCCAUGAAAAUGUGUUGCAUCUUCAAAACUGUGAUCAAACGUUUUUUUGUUUUGGUUUUGGUUUUUCUUUCUCAGAUUUGAAAUUCAGUUUAUCCUUUCUGAGCCCAGUGCAAAAUGGAAAGGAUGCAAAGGACGCAUAUCAUUACCUUUUCUGUCAGAGACCAUUACAAGAAGUGAGAGGGAAUCAAAAGUGCUAAUUUGCAUUUGUGGCCCAAAUGGAUUUGUUGACCAAGGGAUAAGGUAAGAAAUAAAAAAAAAGAGUGUCUCUAAGUUUGGUUCCAAUCGUUCCCAUGACUAAGAAUAAGAAUAAGUUAAGAAAAGGGCAUAUGCCCCGAGUUUUAAGAAGAUAGACAUGUGACACAGACAUAAGGAAGACUCCAAGAGUCAUGGACAAGUGAAAAAUUGAAAUCCUCAAAUAGAGGAUAAUAGAGUCCCUUAAUACAUUAAUAACAAGUGUCAAAUGCAAAUGUUAUGAAUAAACUUGUACAGACUGGUGAAAAUAAAAAUUAGGAGUAACAAACAAUUACCCACAUUAAUUUAAGUCUUAAGGCUCGAUUUUGUAUUAACCCUUACCAACUAUUCAGUAAGUCCCAUCCAGGAGUACAUUCUUCGUUAUUUAUUACAUUAGGGGUAUCUCAACUGAACUGUAAUAAUCUAUACUGAACAUGGGAGUCGCAAAUCCCCUACAGCAAAAUACAGCAUAAUAUCUGGUAAUCUCCGGUAUUAUCAGUGAAUGAUAAACUGUUUAAAUACAGAUAUAUAGUUUGGGAAUCACAAUUUGUCAGCAACUAUGUUUCUCUAUGUGAAAACCAAUAAAGUGAAGCACUGUAAAAGAAAGGUACAUUAUUUCUUAUUUUGCUUUAAUGCAUUAAGGUGGCUCAUUCAAAGUUAAAAGGGUAAUCCAGACGUGGACCCUGUGCUCACUAUGCCUUGAAGGGUAUCGGCUACACCUUACUGACGAGGCCCAAAAGAAGGCCGAAACGAUCAUCUGGGGUUGUCUCUCGUGCAGAGGAAUCUUGCUGGCAUUUCGAAUCUGGACUGCCCGUACGGGUGGGACCAGUCUGAUAUGCUUCAUAUAUGUUCUCUCUGUAAUGGAACAAGUUAGCAAAAACUAUUUUGAGACCUGAGUGGGGAUGUACCAAAGGGCAAGCUAUUGAGUUUACUCUAAGCUUUUGUCCGUUCUCAGAGCUCUCAUUCUUUCUUGUUUUACGUUUUAAGAUAUAUUCUUCUUAUGGGCUUGGCAUAUAAAAAAAUAAAACAAAAAAUGGAAAAUAAAAUAGUGUAAUAUUUUUAGUUCAGAGCUAAUGUGUUUUACACCCCACCUCCUAUAGAUUGUAAGCUCGUUUGAGGAGAGUCCUCUUCAACAUAUCAUUCCUGUAAGUUUUCUUGUAAUUUCCUAUUUAUAGUUAAAUCACCCCUCUCAUAAUAUUGUGAAGCGCUGCGGAAUCUGUUGGCGCUAUAUAAAUGUCACUAAUAAUAAUUAAAACACAUGUAAUGCACUCACAUGAAAAGAGACCUUUAGUAGACCUGUGCCCAAGUGUUCAAACAAGUAAUGUUUAAAAGUCAACCUUCUUUUUGAUGUACAUUUCUAUCUUCACAAUGUGGUGUUAGGUAUACAUAGGAAAAGAAAAUGCAUAUACUGUGGGAAAAAUACAUGCUGAAUAUAUAUAUAUAUAUAUAUAUAUAUAAGUAACACGUACCACCUACAGAGCCUUUGACCCCUUGCUCUGAGGUAUGUAGAUAAUGUGGCAAUAUGGGAGAUACCACUCAUAAGCAACAGCAAAGUGAUGUAGAAGCCAGAUGGAAAAUGUAAAGCGAUUUAUUAAAACAAGUUAUUUAUGAAAACUCCUUAAUCCGGCACUUGGGAAAACUCCUUAUUGAGACAUUAAAGCUCAAAGAGAUUAAAGUUUUUCAAUCAGUAUGCCGCUGAACAUUGAAGACACUGGAUUAAUUUCCUGAUUAGUCUACGUGUUCCCUCAUCCGUCUAAUCAAGGUGGAGUCUUUCCACACACCUCGAGUCUAUCAAAUGAAUGUGAAGAAACCUCACUGAGGCAUGUGAGAAUCUUGGACGGCUUGUCCAUCCUCAUGAGGGAAGGUGCUUAAUUUCCAUUGCAGUUUUUACUUUGUACUUAGGCCACAAAAAUGACUUUGCUGUAUGAAUGAAACUGAAAUGGCUACAUGUCACAAGCAUUUUAUACAGUGUCUUAAGUCCCAUUCCAUAACAUAAAAAACAGGAGAAAGAAUUUAAAAAAGGAUUUUUAAAGUAAGUCCGCACAAUAAUACGAAAUAACAAUUUGACAAACACACUUGUAUUGACAUAUUAAGAAUUUUUUAAAGAAGUCAUUAAAAGAGGCUUCAACACAUAAAUGCAUUAAUGCCAUUUAAAGGGUCAGUAUGGAUAUAUAUGCUGCUAUAGGAUGUAUUCAAAAACAAAUUGUACCAUUUAAAAAAAUAUAUAUAAAAACCAUAUACAUAAUCUAGAACUCCAAAAUGCGCACAUUUAUCUGUAAGUCAAUGUGGUUCAUUGAAGCUUCAAAGGCAUGCAGAUGCUCCUCUACAAAACUCAGAGGGUCUGUCGAUAAUGCCUAGUUAUUGUGUACACUGGCUUGGCAAGAAGGUGGACAGCCAUGACAACAUGCCUAUCCUAGCACUGUUAAACGUUGACCUUUUCAUUUAUCCUAUUGACCUCACUAUUUAACCUUUAGGAUGGCAGUCAUAAUUUUAUAAAACUAUGCGAGAUCUCAUGCCACAGUUUAUUUUAUUUUAUUUUAAGUAUAUUACUUGACUCGCUAAUGCAUGCUGUCAUACAAAACCCAGAGAGCCUGCCUAUAAUGUCUAAUUAAUGCAUACACUGGCCUAGCAAGAAUGUGAACAACUGUAAUAACAUGCCUAACCUAGCACUGUUAAGCGUUAACCUCUUCAUUUCAUUUUAUUUCAAAAUCAUUACUGUUUAGCCUAUCGGAUGACUGUUAUAACUAUAUGAAAUGUGCAAGAUUUCAUGCCACUGUUUAAUUUAAGUACAUUUUCAGACACGCCGUUAUUACGAUGUAUAACGUGCACAACAAAAAUAAAGAAUUGAAAAAAAAAAAAACAUAUACAUAAUUUGUAUGUCAAAAAAUUGAAUAAUAACCAAUUUAUACUAAUCCCUUAAAAGUGUCAGACUUUAGGUUGACCAGAUGGCAGGUUAAGGAAUGAUUAGGGAUGAAAGGUGCAGUAAAAUGUUUUGUGGGCCUGCUUAGAUAAUUAGAUUUAGUGUAUGAGAGGCUGAAAUUGUGGUAAAGGAACACACCAAUUAAGGAAAACAUAUAUACAUAUAUAUUUUUUUUAUCGGAGUUGUUCUCAAGCUCUUUAGACCACACACAUAAACAAUGCUUCUCAUAGAGUAUUCAAAAGCAAGUGAGGCAGUCUGCUGGGAUAUGUUAAUAAGGACAGUUGUAAAAGUGAUAAUUUGUAAUUCGUUCUUCAUUCGUUCAUUUAGUUUAUUACAAGGAGAGAGCUAACAGCUUGAUGUUCCUUCCUUGUAAUAUUUAAAAAUAAAAGCAGCUGCGAGCUGUGCUCCUUGUCACUUCCUAAACCCCCCUAUGCUCCCCUUCAAUAUGACCCCCAUGUUUGUAUAAGAGUAGUUAAAUUCUCCCUCCUGCAUCUAUUCCCUGUGCCACAAGGGGCAUGUCUGCUAAACAGCGAGUCACCAGUGGCUGCUCACUGUUGUAAAAAAAGCGCCACAAUCCAAUAAAUUGCCCCUAUGGUGGAUCAUGUAUUAGAAUAGUUAACAAGUGGGGACAUAGUGUCCCGCGAAUGAGGGCUGUUAAACUAAACAGGGAAACAAGGCUCCACCCAUUGGUGGCAGAUGGGGACCCUAAAUGUUAAUGGGAGACCUAUUCCCCAACAGCUGUACCCCGACUCCAAACAGCCGUUUUGGAAUGGCGGAGAUGUACCACAACCCUAUAUGCCGCCCACCGAACGUCUGAAAGCUGAACACCCCCAAACCGAUUCGAGCUGACCAGUUCCCCGAUCCAAAAUGCUCCGAAGAAAGCCAAGAGGAACAAACUCGACUCAUACCCGUUGAAGCAAAGCCCCAGCAGACUGCGCACCAGGCCACCAGGUAAGUCGAGCUAGACUGGCCUCCUUGUGUCAGGGACUAUGCGCCCCCUCUGGAAACCCUUAGGGCUUGCUGAAUGAUAAAAUUUUUGGUAUAGUCCUCCCACCCACGAAACUUAAACCAAAAUUCAAGCACAGAUAUAUGCCGAUCUACGACCACAGGAGGCAAACCUUUUGCCAAGAGUCAGAAAACAUACCAGAGCAGCACGUCCAACCCGGAACCCCGGACUACCGCCAAGUCCAACCCUGCAAUAGACUGUUCCCGGGCAUCCCAAACCUUACAAUAGACCGUCCAUGUAACUGGGGCCAAAGACGACCUCACAAGUCUCCCAAGCAAGCCAUUCCGAGACUCCACAACUGUAGGCCGGGUAGUGGGGGAACCCCAAACAGGCCCCGCCAUUCGCCCCAACUGAACCUCCUUGAAAAGCUUUUCCUGAACGACCUCCGGAAAUUCCCCCACCGACUCUAAGUUACGAAAGCUUGAAGCAAACUCCCUGUCCCGAAACGGAAUGACGAAACCAUGCGUAAAACUUAAGCGCAACUAUUCCAUCACCCUUAUUACCGUAGAGGCUUAGCCACACUAGCAUCGCAUCUAUUUUAACCGGCAUUUGGCCCUGAGGCAGCAGGUGCCACCCCAGGUGCUGAGGUUCCCCUGCCCCACCGCCUUUCCCUUUUCUGAAACAUCGGUGCAGGCCAUGGGAGCCCCCACAUCCGGAACACUCAUGCUUGUAUUUGCAGGCCGUGCCCCAUUUGCAUUGCCCUUCAUUAAAGAGCCAGCAAAACCCUUUUUUAUGAGGCCGACGUGGGAGACUGACCUCCUGCGCCGGCCACGUGCUGAAAGAGGGACAUCCUCUGAGCUGUCAUAAGCUUCAUCCACAGUGGGAGAUCCAUCUGAUCACACCUCAUCCCCAGAUUAGCCGCCAACCGCUGGCGAAACUGCUAGUCUUAUUUCCACCACGCCAUUCCCCCAUAUGUACGGUAAGCCUCCCAGAUCACAUCCAGGUAGCAGAAUAAAGAGGAGCAGGUCCCUGGGGACUUGUCGCCGAUCAUGCUGGCCAGCAUACAGAACGCCAGUUCCCGAAUGACUUAGGGAUCUUACAUUACCUCUUUCUCUUCUCCUCCUCCUUCUUUUUCGCGUCCUUCUCCUCCUCUUUAAGGUCAACAUAUUCUUCCAAAGGGAGGAGCGCGAAAACUUCUAUGAACUCACCCUUCCAGGUCCUGUCUUUCAUGUCCUGUUUUGAGGUGCACUCCCAAGAGGUCUGCAACGAAACAUACGCGUUCUGGCAUGCGCCCCGCUAACUCCGCCCUCUUGCUCGCCCGAUCCGCCACUGCCACCCCUACAGAUUACCCCCCACCACGACACCCUGCAGUGUUUGCACUGCCCCCUUGGGGGCCCCCGCAGCCGGAGCCCAUAACCGCCCCGCAUCUGACCUAUGUGUACCCCUUUGUCCCAAGUCUCAAUUAGGUGCUGAAUGGAUUGUAACAAAGCAGGUGAAGAUAUAGUAGGGUUCGACUCACCAACCAAGCCCUCCACCAGCGACUGCCUCGGGGCUGCUCCUUGAGGUCCCACCGAACAGGACUGCUCCUCUACUUCUCUCCUUACGCCAACUGGGGAAUCCACCCGGGAAUAUUCGAAAUUUGAUCCACUGUCUGACCUGGAACAAGAAGAAGAAAGCCUGGGCCGGUUGUACUGUUCCGUGCUCCCCUUCCAUGGGCGCACAGUGGUCUCCUCCUGGUGUCCCACCCCCGAUUCUGGCCCUGUUGGCCAUCAAGAGUCUUCAAGGCCCUACUGGCCUUACCCCUGGGACUCCUGCUCCACUCUCGGGCCAACCUGUGCCUAGAUCCAUGCCCCGGAGCCACCGAGCGGAACUGCUGGAUUCUGAAGCCACCCCGGCUGCGUAACCAACACCCCUGGGGGCACCAAACUCGGGCCCCCGACGUGAUCUGCCCAACGUCAGCAGUCGGACCCGAUGCGCGCCGCCGAAUUGCACCCGGGGAUUUGCAACUCCGCAACCUGCCUGGCACCAUGCGCGUUCCUGAUGGGUUCCUAUGCCCCGCCGUCCCAGGGUCCCUAGCCAAAGCGUAACCCCUGCGGUCCGCCCGCUUGCAACGUCUCCUACCAGCCCACCAAGGUGCGGUCUGACUGACCCACCCACUGCCCACUAUCCUGGGCCUGGGCGGCAUCGGCCCAGCCGCCUGACCGUGCUAUCUCAGGACCACCCUGCACAUCCGCCCCAGCGGCACCCCGCACACCCAAGGAGUCCCCUGCACCACCAUCCGUUCUGGCACCAAGCCAGGCCUGCUACGCCCCCCAGCAGCACCCUCCUCGCCCCUGGGGCCUGCUGCCACUGCCUGAUAACUUCCACUUGCCUGCACACUGUCGGGCCAUCAGCUCCUCCAGAGACUGCUCAGCCACCCUGAGAAAGAAAAAAUAAACUUACCAGGCCCAAUCAAUGUAAAACACCAACACAGCCUGGUAAGUCAAAUUAGUAAAAUUGCCAACAUUUAUAUCAGCCCAACCCUUAACCCUAAUCCACCAAUCACCAUCAGGCUCCCCCUAAGUCCGCCUUCAAGCCCUGUCAAGGCCCCCUCUGCUAAGCUGCGCUUUCUUCUUGGGGCUACAUUCUCACUGCUCAAUAAUUCUCUGCCAUUUAGGAGUUAAAUCACUUUGUUCAUGCAGCCCUAGCUAUAACUCCCUGCAUGUAACUCAGUCUUCCAAAUGCUUCUUGUAAAUGGAGAUCUAAUGUUUAAAGCUGUUCAAUUUAGAAUUUCUUAGAAUUGCUAGAAGGAGCCUUCUGCAGGGCCAGAUUAACAGCCCAGUGGGCCUGGUGCUGACAAUUAAGACGGGCCUAAUUAAAGAAUCAUAUCGACCAAAAAUACUAAAACAAUUCCAAGCGUCAUGUAUCUGAUGGAGAUGGUGCUGGAGAGAAAGAAAACAGCAGCUAUAAGAAAACACAUACCCUAUGCUUAUCUCCCUCUAACUUAUGUUUUCAUCUUUCAAGUAAAUCCAUAACCCAUAACAGCAGUGUCCAGACAAGCAGGAAGUCAAUGGGCACGGUAAAAGGGUGUGCCACUGACACAAAUCACGUAACCUGCCAAAAGGGGCAAACAUGCCCAAAAAAAGGACAUGUCUGCCCAAAGAAUUUGAAGGCCAGCCUGGCAUGAAUGCAUGUCAGACUGCCUGACAAUCAUGCAGCUGGCCAACUAAGGGCAUACUAUGCAGACAGCACCCUGAGCUUGGCAUAAAUGCAUCUAAUGCUGCGCUUGCUCAGCGCUUUCUAAAGGACUGUCCCCUAGCACUCGCUGGUCCACUUGUCUCCUUACCUUCUUACUAGCAGGCAGACGCUCCUGGUAUAUAGUCUGGGACAGAGAAAAGCUGUAUGUAGUGAGUGUAGAAGAAAAGGAACAUGCCACAGUGUUAGAGAGACCAAAGUCAGCAUUACCUUAAAGGAUCACUAUAGGGUCAGGAACACAAACAUGAAUUCCUGACCCUAUAGUGUUAAAACCACCAUCUAACCCCCCUGGGCCCCUCAUGCCUCCAUAAAUAUAGCAAUUAUUUAUAUAUUUAUAAAUUACUAUAUUCAAGCCUGAAGCUGUAACUCUGCAUGCUGUUAGACUCAGAAAAACAAGCAGUCUGCUGACAUCAUUAGAAGUGGUGGCCUGAUCCAAUCACAGUGCUUCCCCAUAGGAUUGGCUGAGACUGACAAAACGGCAGAUCAGGGGCAGAACCAGCAUGAUUCAAACACAGCCCUGGCCAAUCAGCAUCUCCUCAUAGAGAUGAAUUGAAUAAAUGAAUCUCUAUGAGGAAAGUUCAGUGUCUGCAUGCAGAGGGAGGAGACACUGAAUGUUUGGAUGCAUUUUAAGCAGCCAUGACCCAGGAAGGAUCUCUAACAGCCAUCCAAGGAGUGGCCAGUGAAGUUAUCACUAGGCUGUAAUGUAAAGACUGCAUUUUCUCUGAAAAGACAGUAUUUACAGCAAAAAGCCUGAAGGUAAUGAUUCUACUAACCAGAACAAAUUCAAUAAGCUGCAGUUGUUCUUGUGACUAUAGUGUCCCUUUAACUAUAUUCAUUGUCAGCCAGUCCACACAAGUUUUGUUCCCAUACAUCCCUCUUAAGUUUCCAUACUUAAGUAAGAGUAUGUGAAAAGUAGUUAGGGUUGCCACCUUUCUUGGAAAAACAUACCGGCCUUACUAAUUUGCAUAAUUAAAUAUGUAUGGGUGACAUCACAUGAUGUAAAUCACAAGGAGUGACAUAAGAGAAAAUGCUGUAAAGUCACCAAAAAACUACUUAGUUUGAUUAUGCUGUAUAGAUGGAUUCCUCCCAGUGCCCCCAUGUAUCGAUUACUCCAGGUCUCAGCGUUCCUAUGUAUCAGUGUCUCAGUGCCCCAUGUCUCCCAGUGUCCCCUAGUGUCGUGUCCCCAGGUCUCCCAGUGACCCUAUGUAUCACAGUGUCCCUAUGUAUCACAGUGUCUCAAUGCCCCAUGUCUCCCUGUGUCCUCCAGUAUUCCCAUGUGCCUAUGUCCCCAUGUAUGUGUCACUAGGACACUAGGAAGACGGGGAGACCUAGGGACACAGAGACACCGGUGACACUGGGAAAAUAGGGGAAACUUGAAGACAUGGGGACACAGACACUAGAGACACUGGCUGGGGGACAUGGGGACAUUGAGACAUGGGGACACUGGGAGACAUGGGGACACUGAGACACCACGACCACAGACACUAGGGACACUAGCUUGGAGACAUGGGGACAUUGAGACACUUAAAGCACUGGGAGACAUGGAGGCACUAGGAGACAUGGGGACAGUGAGACACUGGGAGACUAGGGGGCACUGGGAGACUAGGGGGCACUGAGACACCAGGGACACUGGCUGGGAGACAUGGGGACACUGGGAGACAUGGGGACACUGUGUCCCCAUGUGUCUGUGUCAUAAUGUCUCUCAAUGUCCCUUAGUGUCUCAGUGUAUGUCUCCUUGCAGCCUUUCCCACCAUCCCUUACUUCCCUGAGCUGUAGGCUGUCUCUGCAUGGUGGGAGUUGCUGCCUGGACUCUCUGUAGCUGCACCCCUGCAGAUCAGUGAGUAUAGAUAGGCAGGGAGGGAUAUGCUGGAACUUCCUAUCCCUGGCUGUCUCCACACACAGCGACCCCUACUGGCAAGUGCUGGUAUUGCAUAGUAAUCUCUUGUUUAUACUGAGAAAAAUACCAGCAUUUGUAUUGCCAGUAUCACUGUAAUAUUGGCACCAGCCAGGCAGCCUCAAAUACUGGCUGUGCCAAUAAAAUAAAAGCCUGGUGGAAUCCCUAAGAGUAGUGUGUGAAAAAAAAAUGUUUUAAAAAAAAUAUAUAUAUAUUAUUUUUUUAAAUCAUGGGCCUGGGCCUGGGCCUGGAGCUGCAGCUCCAUCAGCCCCUAUGUUAAUCCGGCCCUGGCCUUCUGUGUGUUAAUAAAGUUAAGUUCACAGUACAGGAAAUAAAAACUUCUAAAGUUAGUUUUAGACCUGAUAGAAAAUUAAAUAAUUUUAUAUUUUCUGGGUGCUAAUCUGCUAAAUAGUACAUUUUGGGGCAUGCACUUGAUAUCUGAGAGUCAAAUAGAAGCAUCUAAUAGUGUGCUUACAACACUGUGGUAAAUAUUCUAAUUUUCUGGGUGCUAAUCUGCUAAAUAGUACAUUUGCAGACAGCACUUCAUAUCUGAGAGUCAAAUAGAAGCGUCUAAUAGUGUGCUUACAGCGCAAUUGUAAACAUUCUAAUUGUUUUGGUGCUAAACUGCUAAAUAGUACAUUUUGUGGCCUGCUCUUCAUAUCUGAGAGUCAAAUAGAAGCGUCAAAUAGCGCGCUUACUGCGCAGUGGUAAACAUUCUUAUUUUCUGGGUGCUAAUCUGCUAAAUAGUACAUUUGCGGAGUGCACUUCAUAUCUGAGAAUGAUGACGAAACACAGGUGCCAACUGCUGUGGCUUUCGGCAGUGUGCAGACCGGCAAGGAGGGCAGGGUUGAGGAGUGGGUGGAAGAUGAUGUGGAGGAUGAUUAGGUCCUAGACCCCACAUGGAAUCAAGGUCAUGCGAGUGACGUGUCCAGUUUGGAGGAAGAGGCGGUGGUCGCACAGAGGCACCAGCACAGCAUAAGAGGGAACAGGGUGCAAAAGCGAAGCGGCCGUCCCCUAGACGGUACGCCUGUUACUGCCCACUGCACCCAGGGACCGAGCACACCAAAGCCAGCUCCAAGGAGUUCCCUGGUGUGGCAGUUCUUCAGACAAUGUGCUGACGACAAGACAUGAGUGGUUUGCACGCUGUGCAAUCAAAGCCUGAAGCGAGGCAUAAACGUGCUAAACCUGAGCACAACCUGCAUGACCAGGCAUCUACAUGCAAAGUACGAGCUGCAGUGGAGUAAGCACAUCAAAAACCAAGAAAGGUGGUCUCGGCCUCUUCCUCCACCUCUGGAGUGACAGUGGCACCUGCCACCCUGCAAACAGAGGUUGUCCACGUCUGCCACCGUCCCCAAGCAUCUCCACACUGUCCCAUGGAAGCGUUCAGCUGUCCAUCUCCCAAACACUGGAGAGAAAGAGGAAGUACGCCCCUACCCACCCGCGAUCCUUGGCCCUGAAUGCCAGCAAUUCAAAAUUUGUGGCCUUUGAAAUGCUGUCAUUCCAUCUGGUGGAGACGGACAGUUUUAAAAACCUGAUGGCGGUGGCUGUGGUUCCCAGAUGCCAAUACUUCUCCAGAUGAGCCAUCCCUUCCAUGCACAACCAAUGGCGGACAAAAUCAGGUGUGCACUGCGCAACUUCAUCAGUGGCAAGGUCCACAUAACCACAGAUACAAAAAACGAAAAAAAUCUACAAUACAAUAAUAACAGAGAAGAACAUAGUGCAAUAAUGUUACAAAAAGUUCUAAAAAAUAAGUAUGAUAUAAUAGUUACACUCACAAACCAAAAUUGAUUGUAGGUGUAUCAUCAAUAUAAUAGAAGAACUCAGAAUUCGCAGGACAUCAUGGCAAAUAUAGAGGGGAAGAAAAGAAUAAUCAUAGUGCAGAGUAUCUCAAUAAAAAUAAAUACUUUAAUAAAGAUGCACUUACAAAAUAGAAGUGGAAUACAGGCACAUCAUAUAAUGUAGUUUCAGUCACAGGAUCCCAAUAAUGGAGCACCGGAGAGAACAACAGUAAUGACAAAAAUAGCACGUAAAAUAAAAAUAAAUACAAUAAAAUAGAAUAAAAUAAAACUCUGCACUAACAACAAUAGCCCUACGCGUUUCAUUCAAUUAAAUGAACUUCCUCAGGGGCAAAUAAAAAAUCCCUCUAGCCAGGAUAAAUGUCCUUACACUCUGAGUCUUCUUUUAAACUGUCCGAAGAUCUUCAAUCUCGGCGCGCAAAGCCACCUGCAGCGAACUUCCGGAUUCCUCGUGGUAAAGACUUCCGGGUGUCACAUUCCCGGAAAUGCGGUUCAAGCCUCACUUUCGAAGUGAGGCUAAACAUGAUGACGUGAAAACUUGCGUUCCAUUCGGCGGUUUUGCGUUCCACCAUAGAGACGGAAAAAUUACAAUGAGAAUAUACAUAAAAGAAAUGUAUCUUGUAUCAUUAUCAAUUGAUCUUACUCAUAAACUAUCAUUUAACAUGACUUUCACCCAAAAGAAAAAUAUAAUAAUAAAAAAAAGUAUAAAUACCAAAUAAUAAUAGAAAAAUAAUAAAAAAGUAUAAUAAUAAAAAAAAAAUAUUAUCAAAAAUAUUAAAACUAGAUUAAAAUAAUAUUGCACAAAAACCCCUAAAGAAAGCAAACUAAAUCAAAAUCUACAUUAAGUCCCCUAGGUUGCAUAGUUUGUAGGGUGUGGAUCCAAUAGCCCUCUCUCUUUCUCAACAAUAACCCAAGAUCACCACCUCUCUCAUCUAGAGCUACUUGUUCAAUGAUAAUACAUUGAAGGGUGUUAAAAUUAAAAGAAGGACAUUUAUUGCAAUGUACUGGCACCGAAUGUGUUAACAUGUGUUUUUUAAUAUUGUUUCUGUGCUCUUGAAAUCUAAUUUUAGCUUUUCUGCCUGUUCUCCCCACAUACUGCAACCCGCAUCCACAUGUGAGAAGGUAUACGAUAUGGGUUGAGGAACAGGAAACUAAACUUUUUAUUUUAAAUGUCUUUUUAGUUUGAGUACUACUAAAAUUAGUAACAGUUGUAUGUUGAUGAUUGCAACUGACACAGUUCCCACAUGUAACAAAACCUUCUUUCAUUUUGACUCUUUUAUUCCCUGAUCGAAAAGUACUGGGUGCAAGAAUUUGUUUAAAAUUCACUCCCUUCCUAAAGAUGAUCUUAGGAACUUGAGGGAUCUGGGUAUUUAAAUUGUCGUCUUCAAUAAGCAACCCCCAAUGUUUCCUAAUGAUCUUCUUUAUAUCAAAAGCCCUAGAACUAUAUUGGGUAUUAAAGGAGAAAUCAAACAUGGGGUUUCUGAUAUUCAUUUUAUUUCUAUCCACCAAAAGGUCAUAUCUAUUAAUAUUUCCCACUCUCUUGAUUUCAGCGUCCAGAAGUUCCGGAUUGUAACCUUUUUCCAAAAAACGACUUUUCAAGAUAGUCGCUUGAAAAUAAAAUAAAUCCAGAUCACUACAGUUUCUACGCAUCCUAAUGAACUGGCUCUUGGGAACUCCCUUGAGCCAGUUCGAAUGGUGUCCACUUGUAGUGUCAAUAAAACUAUUCGUAUCGGUAGUUUUGAAAAAGGUUUUGGUCUUAAUAACUCCAUUUUCAAUGAAAAUGGAUAAAUCAAAAAAGUCUAUACUAGAGAUGCCCACCUGAGGGGUAAAAACUAAAGAUAAAGAAUUAAGGUUGAUGUACCUAAAGAAACUCUCUAAUUCAUCCAAAGGGCCGUGCCAGACGACCAGAAUGUCGUCAAUAUAGCGCCUCCAGAGCACCAAGUUUGCACCAUAAGGGUUAUUGGACCAAAUUGACAAUCUCUCCCAAUAAUCCAUAAAUAUGUUGGCAUAAAUAGGUGCAAACUUGGUGCCCAUCGCCGUGCCCUUUGUCUGAAGAAAAAAAUCCUCAUUAAAACUAAAAAUGUUGUGAGUUAAAAUAAACAGAAUGGCAUCUUCCAAAAAAGAACAAAAUAUGGGUGUAAGAUCAAUGUCAUUUUCCAGAUUAUUCUUAACUGCCUCAACACCGAGAUCAUGGUCAAUAACGGUGUAGAGAGAAGUCACAUCAAGGGUAGCCCAGAUAUAUCCAUCCAGCCACUCGAUAGAUUCUAACUCCUGGAUCAGAUGUUUUGUAUCUCUGAGGUAUGAAGUCGCUCUCUGAGCAUACUUUUGUAAAUAAAAGUCAAUAUACUCAGAGAGCUAUACCGCUAAUAAUCGGCCUACCAGGUGUGUAUUCUUUACAUUUGUGGAUUUUGGGAAGGAAAUAUAGAGUGGGUACCUAAGGAAAUUCCGAAAAAAUGAAGGAAUAAAUAGAUUCAUCUAGAGCGCCUGGCAAUUUAGCAUUAUUUAGAAGUACUUUUAAUUCUUGAUUGAACUUAAAAUUUGGAUUAUAAAUUAACUUCUUAUAGGUAAGGUGGUCGUUGAGUAAUCUAUAGAUCUGUCACAUAAUAUUCAAUUGACAUAAUGACAACACCUCCUCCCUUAUCUGCGCUCUUGAUGGUCAACUCUUUUCUUUUUCUCAGGUUAGUUAAGAUUUUACUUUCUAUAUUAGUAAGAUUUUUAUGUUUAGAUUCCCUAAUUGUUUUUUAGGAUUCUUUCCUAUCCACUGCCCACUAAGUGUGUGUUUUUGCCACGUUUUUGGUGUAUCUGUACAGUUGUAUAACCACAGAUACGUGGACCAGUAAGCACGGGCAGCAACGCUAUAUCUCCCUAACUGCACAUUGGGCAAAUGUAGUGGCGGCUGGGCCUGAUGCGGAUAGCAGUUUGGCGCAUGUCCUUCUGCCACCGAGGAUUGCGGGGCAUUUCUCCUUGCCUCCUGUCGCCUCCUACUCUACUUCCUCCUCCUCUACCACCACCUCAUCCGUGCAGCGUAACACCUUCACCACCAGCAGGCCAUUUUAAAUGGAUAUAUUUGGGGGGGAAAACCCACACUGCGCAGGAGCUGUGGACGGGCAUGGAACAACAGACCGAUGAGUGGUUGUUGCCACUGAGCCUCAAGCCUGGCCUGAUGGUGUGCGACAAUGGGCGAAAUCUCGUGGCAGCUCUGGGCCUAGCCGGUUUGCCGCACAUCCCUUGCCUGGCGCAUGUGCUGAAUUUGGUGGUGCAGAAAUUCCUGAAAAACUACCCAGAUAUAUCAGAGCUGCUGCAGAAAGUGCGGGCCGUCUGUGCGCGCUUUUGGCGUUCUCACCCUGCUGCUGCUCGCCUGUCUGUGCUGCAGCGUAACUUUGGCCUUCCCGCUCACCGCCUCAUAUGCGACGUGCCCACAAGGUGGAACUCCACCUUGCACAUGCUGCUGAGACUGUGUGGAGGAGGAAGAGGCGGGGUCAUUUCCACGGUUAUCAGGCCAGUCAUUCACAAGUCGCUUGCAGGGUUGGUUCCUGCACCAGCAUAGGCCAGGUACACAAUACAGCCAGGGCACAGUUCUGGAGGAUGAGGAGGAGGAUGAUGAUGAGGAGGAACCAUGUUCACAGGAGGGUGGCACACAACGCAGCUCGUGGGCAUCACUGGAGCGUGGCUGGGGGGGGAUACAGAGGACACAGACGAUACACCUCCCACAGAGGACAGCUUGUCCUUGCCUCUGGGCAACUUGGCACACAUGAGCGACUACAUGCUGCAGUGCCUGCGGAACGACUGCUGAGUUGCCCAAAUUCUAACUUGUUCUGAUUACUGGGUGGCCACCCUGCUGGAUCCCCGUUACAAGGACAACGUGCCAUCCUUAAUUUCCUCACUGGAGCGUGAUCGGAAGAUGCGUGACUACAAGCGCACGCUGAUAGACGCGCUGCUGAGGGCAUUCCCAACUGACACCGGGGGCUCAGUGGAUGCACAAGGCAAAGGCAGAGGAGGAGGAAAAGGUCACCAACGCAGCUGGGGCACUGCCAGCACCUCAGAAGGCAGGGUUAGCAUGGCUGAAAUGUUGAAAAGCUUUGUCACCACAACAACCAGCACCACCAUCUGAUAUGGAACGUCUUAGCAGGAGGCAGCAUUUCAGCAACAUGGUGGAACAGUACGUGUGCACACGCCUACAUGUACUGACUGAUGGGUCUGCCCCAUUCAACUUCUGGGUCUCCAGAUUGGGCACAUGGCCUGAGCUUGCCCUUUAUGUCUUUGAGGUGCUUGCCUGCCCUGCAGCCAGUGUAUUGUCUGAUAGUGUGUUUAGCACGGCAGUGGGCGUAAUCACAGACAAGCGCAGCCGCCUGUCCACAGCCAACGUGGACAAGCUCACAUUUAUUAAAAUGAACCAGGCAUGGAUCCCACCAGACUUGUCUGUACCUUGUGCAGAAUAAACAUUUAUACCGGCCUCACCCAGACAUUGUUAUACUUAAGUGCACUUAUUCUUUUUCUUUUUUUAUAUGUCCCAAUAUUUUGGGGGCUACCCCAAUUAAAAAACCAAAUAAAAAAAACAGUGUUGGCUACCACCUCCUCCUCCUCCACAGCUGCUUCCACCUACACCGCCACGGUCACCGCCUCCUCAACAUAAGGGUCACUUAGAAGGGGCGUGGCCUGACCGGGCACGGAGCUGGACGUGUGUGAGUAGAGCUCCGUGCCAGCGACGCUGAUAUAAAGCAAUCUACAGCAACUUUCCAUGAGCGGCACCGAGCACAGACCACCCAUGGACAAACGACAAACUAAAAAACCCCAGAAGAAGGGGACUGACCAGGGGACCACGGUCCCGGAGCUCUUUGCGACCCAGAAGGCGGUGAUGCCGGAGGCACAAAAUGGCGCCGAAGAUUCCUGCAGCCUGGCAUCCAGACCUCCACGUGCAGCGGGGACAGAGGAGCUCGGGAUAAAAGACAUACGGGUGAUGGAUGACCUCACGGCUAGGGUCAGGGGCACCACCAAGACCUUUCAAAAGGUGUGGGAGCCAUGGGUCGGGUCCCGGUGGGGCGACAGUGGAGGGAGGAGCGUAACAUAGCGAAAUAGACCGAGGUGGGUGUAGAGGAUUGGGGAGGGGGCGGGGGGACUGCGGGGCGGCCUCCGAGUGGGGAGGUGGGGAGUUUUUUUUUCGUGCCCCCUCCUCCCCCCUCCUCCUUCUGCCUCUCGGCCUCCUGUGCCCGGGCCCUGGGCCGCCUCUUACUUCUAUCCUUUCUCUUUUUUCUUCUUCUUUCUCUAAACCCCUCUCUAGGGAACAAGACUAGAAGAGAGUGCCAAAAGCACACAACACAUGCACCAGACAGAGGCAGGACAGGGGAGUGCAGUGGGAUGGGAUUGGAUCCAGCAGUCGUGCGGGUAGACAGGCAAUAGACAUAACAACCCGACAGAUAUGCACUCGAAGGCGUGAAAAUACACUAGCGGUGCGAAAAAGAGAUACGAGGGCACACACAACAGGGUACAUAAGAAAACCGUGCUUAGACAUGGUAAAAACCGUGAUGGACGGUGACAUAUAGCCACAGAUCAAUCACACAUACAUGCACAACCUCAGGGUCGGAAAUGUGAUUUGCAUAUACAGUUGUACAGGGGCUUCUGCGCAACCCGAAUUGCAAUUUCUAUGCCACUGUUCCUCUAAUGUAAAAAUAAAGAAUUAAAAAAAAAAUAUAUAUGGGUCACUUAGUAUAAACUAGGUAUCCUCCUGACAGCCAUGCUUUAGAUUUUGCUUUAUGUUCUUCCAAAUCUAAAAUCAAAGAUUCCAUCUAGUGCUAUUUUAUGGCUCAGCUGUAUUUUUGAUUUUUAUGUUAUUUUAUGUGAUUUCCCUAUGCACAUUUGUUUGCAGGGCACUUAUCCUACUCUUACCCCCAUUUUACUUCCUUUUUCAGCUCUCUAGCCCUUUCCAGGAGUUUUUUAGAGGCAUUUUUGUGGCCAAAAGUUCGGGUCCCUAUUGACUUCAAUGGGGUUCAGGUUCGGGGUCAAGUUCGAGCCCAAAUCCGGACUUUUUUUCAAAGUUCCGCCGAACCCGAACAUCCAGGUGUCCGCUCAACUCUACUAAAAGGGUUUUUCAUUCUUGAGCCCAUAUGGGUUUAAUCACAAUGUGUAAACCACUAAAAAUACUAUAAAACAUCUCUGUGUGCAAAUAUCAACUGGAUCUAUAACAAAACAAUUAAUAUAUGUGGAUAAAAUUGUGGAUAAGUGUAAAGCUGUAGGAUCUAUAUAAUAAGAGAGAACGUAAUUCUGCAAAAUAUAAUAUAGCUGCUAUGUGUAGUGAAAGUCUGGUAGCAAACAGAAGAAUACAAUGUGGCAAAAAUUACUCCGUUUACUGUUUAGACACUUACAGCAACACUGUCACCCCCCCACCCCCUUAAAAUGAGUAUGAAAUACUCAUAUUGACUGUGUUGCAAUUUUACAGUUGCCUGGUAUACACCUCCCUCCUUCCCUUAUGACAGCCAUGUCUCACUAUUACCCUCCCUAAUCCCACCUAUCUCCCUAAUUACACCUUCUUUGAUUUCCCUUCAUGUAUCCCUUCUUCUAUGCUUCCGUAGCCAUAGCCCAGCCCACUAUCACACCCUCAUUUAAAGCCAAAUCUGAUGACACAUGGCAGCAGAACAGAUUGGGAGAGAAGUUGGCCAUGCGUUGGAUUCAAGGUAAGUUUUUAGAUAUUUUUUUUUCCAAAAACAAUGAGGUGGGUAAUGUCUAAGAACUGCAAAAUGAUGCAAAAGAAAGGAAUUUUUUUUAAAACUGUUUAAAUGAUUGCAGAAACCCCUUAAGCUUGAUUUAACCAGCUCCCAGAAAAUAGCCUUUUAUUAUAGUCUGCUAUAGAAAUGCAGUGUAAACUUGGGGAAAACACACAAACAUGUUUUGUGCUGCUAUGGUACUUCCUUGGAGACUAAGGACAUACCCUUAUGGCACAAAAUGCAUUAGCGUUACUUUCCCAGCGUAUGUCCCCCUGUCUGUAUUACAUUUUGUUUAACAGACUGAUCAGAAAUCUAUUUGUAUUAUACUGAAAGUAGUCCUGUGUUUGUCCUGCCAUUAAACAGACAUUAAACAUGUUAUUUCCAGAGAAGUGACAAUACAACUUCAGUUAUGUUUGAUGAAUUCACACGUUGACAAUAUGAUAGGCCUUUUGGAUAAUAGGAACUAAUAUCAUGACAAAAUUGGGUUGCAAAGUUAUGGGUUAAUCUUUAACCUGUCCUGGUCUCUUUAUAGUUAUACAGAUUGAAAGUCCCUAGGUGUUUUUUUUUUGUUUGUUUGUUUUUGAGAAUUCACAGUGAAUUUCGAAUACAUUUUACAGCAAUGUAGCCUAGCUGAAAGCAUAGCCGACGAAGAAGAUUUUGGUUUGAAAAUGUAAAUUAAAUUCACUCUCAAAGGAAAACUAUAGGCAACCACAUCACUUCAUCUAAUUGAAGUGGUCUGGGUGCAGUACCCCUAACCCCUUAACCCUGCAAGUGACAGCAUUGCAAUUUUCCAGAUAGCCACUUGCUCAAUUCACUCAGAAUUUAACCCCAUGAAACGACGUUGGAUGUCCUCACGCUGUACAGAACAGCAUCUGCAAAAUCUUCAAUUUUGCAAGCGCAUUACGUUCCAAGCUCUGAAUUUUGAGAAAGAGUAGGGUGAUCCAUCACCAAGGGAUAUCAGCGCUUGAAACAGGUAAGUGGAAAAUUGAUUUUAACCCUUUAAUUGCCAUCGGGGUGGAGGCAGAGGCAAACUAGUAUUAGGAAUACAGUUUUGUAUUCCUAACACUAUAGUGUUAAUAAAAUUCCUGACAGUUCACACUUCAUUAAAUAACCUUGCCUUUCUUCUACCAGUAUUUUGCACAGUUAUGUCUAAUUAAUUUUGCUCAAAAUGUGUGCUUAUGUGCAGGAAUGAAUGCCUCUAAUUAUUGUUCUGUAUUAUAGGUUUCUACAAGAUCUUGGCUUUUCCUCUGAAGAAGUAUUUGUUUUCAAAGAAUAAAUCUGUUCUUCCACAAACUACACUUAACAAAGUGACCUAGUCAACCGCAUCAGAUUUUGUCUAUGCAUUUACUGUGGUGUUUGGUUGUAUAUGAGGAGAACCUUUGGCCCAGCUCCUAGCAAUAUCUUAUUCUGCAUUUUAUAAGUAAUAUAAAUUAUGGAGUUUGAUGUCAAUUCUGAAUACCUGUUUUUGUACAUUGUAAUAGCCUUUAUUUCAAAAUAAAAAACGUUAUUUCUCAGUCUCAA
Messenger RNA from Pelobates cultripes (western spadefoot toad), 23925 nucleotides. NCBI's taxonomy places the organism in Eukaryota, Metazoa, Chordata, Amphibia, Anura, Pelobatidae. The record is from the annotation of a GenBank genome assembly.